CAUACGGCUGGGUGAGGGCGAAUGGGAGCCGACAAGUGGACGGGGAGGCUUCAUGAACAUCUACUGCGGGCCUGAAACUGCGAAGAUUAAGUUUCCGAACCCGCGUUUGGACCGAAUUGGCGACCGCGGCGUUAAUCUCGACAGCACAAUCUGAUUCACGGCCACCAUCUUAUGCCAGAGUCUUGUCUGGGCCCACAUGCCUUCCUUGAUGGACAGUAGUGAACCAUUUCGCAGGAGAUUAGAAGGGGAGGAUUUACAGUCGGGAAUCUCAGACCAAACAUCACAUCAGGAUCUGAUGGAGUCACCCAGCUUAAAGUAUCCUGAAUAUCAUUGGAUUUUGAACAUGGAAGGACAAAGCAAUGUUCACACUGUGGAGAAACCGUGGAAAUGUGGGGAUUGUGGGAAAGGAUUCAAUUACCUGUCUGUGCUGGAAACUCAUCGAAGCAGCCACACCUGCUCUGAAUGUGGGAAGGAAUUCACCAAUUCAACCACCCUGCUGACACACCAGCGAGUUCACACUGGCGAGAGGCCAUUCACCUGCUCCAUAUGUGGGAAGGGAUUCACUACCUCAUCCCAUCUGCUGAAACACCAGCGGGUUCACACUGGGGAGAGACCUUUUAAAUGUCCAGACUGUGGGAAGUGUUAUAAAUGUUCGGGGAAUCUGAUGUCCCAUCAACGUGUUCACACUGACGAGAGACCAUUCAGGUGCUCUCAGUGCGGGACUGGGUUCAGGUGGUCAUCUCACCUCACUGACCACCAACGAGUUCACAGUGGGGAGAGGCCAUUCACCUGCUCUGAGUGUGGGAAGGGAUUCACUCAGUUAUCCCACCUGCUGAGACACCAGCACGUUCACACUGGGGAGAGACCGUUCACCUGCUCCGAGUGUGGGAAGGGAUUCACUGAUUCAUCCAGCCUCCUGAGACACCAGCAAGUUCACACUGAAGAGAGGCCUUUCAAAUGCCCAGACUGUGGAAAGUGUUUUAAAAGUUCCAGGAAUCUGAUGUACCAUCAACGUGUUCACACUGACGAGAGACCUUUCAGAUGCUCUCACUGUGGGACUGGAUUCAGGCAAUCAUCUCAUCUCACUGGACACCGGCGACUUCACACUGAGGAGAGGCCAUUCAUCUGUUCUGAGUGUGGGAAGGGCUUCACUACCUCAUCCACCCUGCUGAUACACCAGCGAGGUCACACAGACAAGAGACCUUUUAAAUGCCCAGACUGUGGGAAGUGCUAUAUAAGUUCAGGGAAUCUGAUGCUCCAUCAACGUGUUCACACUGACGAGAGACCGUUCAGGUGCUCUCAGUGUGGGACUGGGUUCAAGUGGUCAUCUCACCUCACUGACCACCAGCGAAUUCACUCUGGGGAGAGGCCGUUCACCUGCUCUGAGUGUGGGAAGCGAUUCAUUCAGUCAUCCAGCCUGCUGAGACACCAGCGAGUUCACACUGGGGAGAGACCGUUCACCUGCUCCGAGUGUGGGAAGGGAUUCACUCGGUCAUCCCACCUGCUGAGACAUCAGCGAGUUCACAAGUAACUACAGUGAUUGGGUUUUGCUGUUAAUCACAUCCAGGACUGAACCAUGUUCAUUGAGGUCUCUUUCUGCUGAUGUCAGUAAACUCCAGGUCAGUUAGAGGAGUUUAUUUUCUGGAUAAAAGUCAAAUAAAUCAGCCUUGUGUGAAA
Molecule: messenger RNA, 1677 nt
Organism: Carcharodon carcharias (great white shark)
Lineage: Eukaryota; Metazoa; Chordata; Chondrichthyes; Lamniformes; Lamnidae
Product: zinc finger protein 229-like
Exons: 3
Coding region: 197-1531 (444 amino acids)
Source: RefSeq, a predicted model, not a curated record